This is a messenger RNA of Anisakis simplex (herring worm), 1677 nucleotides long. The record is from the annotation of a GenBank genome assembly. NCBI's taxonomy places the organism in Eukaryota, Metazoa, Nematoda, Chromadorea, Rhabditida, Anisakidae.
GCCCAUUCGCCUCCCGCACAGCACAGCACAUAUGCAAUGCGGCGUUUGUGGCUCUUCAAAGCAUUCGGCUCACUGCUAGUCGUAUUGCCAAGCAAUGUUCUGUGUGCGUAUUUUUCACAGUUCUCGAUGAAAGAACCUGAUCAUGAUCCAUGUUAUGAUUCGGCUGGUCGUCCGAUCAGAUGUAUUCCUGAUUUCAUUAAUGCGGCUUUCGGCAAACCGGUCAUCGCAUCCAACACUUGCGGUCAAUCCGGCCCAAGCAGCCGUAACUACCAUGUAAUAUUUGAUAAAAACGUGCAAUCGAAAUUCUAUCAUCCACAAGAGUUGUGCGAUAAAUAUCUACGUACGUGGUUUUUUGCCUGUGCACUCUUAGAAAUGGACACAACCCGAACCAAUAUUCAUGAGUUCUGUCCAUUAAUUGUAAGGAAAGAAACUGAAACGAGACAUUUCAGAUUCUGCCACGUUCGUGAAGAUGCAUCUGGUGUGGUGAAAGAGGUUUGUGAUAUAUGCGAUGCGACUGAUAAUGCACGCUCACAUCCAGCGUCAUUAUUGACCGAUCUGAACAACUCACAAAAUGUGACCUGUUGGAUAUCUGAGCCAUCCACUGACUAUCCGCACAAUGUCACGUUGACGUUAUCAUUAGGCAAAAAAUUCGAGCUCACUUACAUCUCGAUGCAGUUCUGCAAUCGGUUAGCUGAUUCAAUGGCCAUCUAUAAAUCAAUGGAUUUCGCCCGUACUUGGAUACCGUUCCAGUUCUAUUCGACACAGUGCAAGAAGAUUUUUGGCAAAACACCGAACAUUGAAAUCAGUAAACAUAACGAGCAGGAAGCACUUUGUACGGAUGCGCAUGCAUUAACGCCGAUGGCGAAUCGUGUUGCAUUCGCCACUCUUGAAGGACGACCGUCCUCGUUUGAAUUCGAACAGUCACCGGUGCUGCAAGAUUGGGUGACAGCCACAGAUAUUCGUAUCAUAUUCACUAGAUUAAGCCCUGAUCAGGCUGAACUGUACGGUCUUACGAAUGAUAUUGGUGUAAACGUUACCGAUUUGGAUACCAUCAAGCAACGAUACUACUAUUCAAUGGGUGAAUUGGCCGUCGGUGGACGAUGCAAAUGCAAUGGGCAUGCGUCAAGAUGUAUGUUCGAUAAAAUGGGUAAAUACACUUGCGAUUGUAAGCAUAAUACGGCGGGUAGCGAUUGUGAACGUUGCAAACCGUUUCAUUUUGAUCGGCCAUGGGGACGUGCCACUUCCGAGAAUGCGAAUCCUUGUGUUGGUGAGUUGUUAUCAGUUUCCGUUCGAUUUUAUUUAGAUGAACAACAGUCUGUUGAAGAAAGUAUUUCCUUUAAUAUCGAUGUGCGGAAUCGUCAUACGUCUUUCGUUAUUCUGUGCAGAAAUGAAAUGAAGAUAUUUAUUUCAGCUUGUAAUUGUAAUCUACAUGCAAAGAAGUGCCGUUUCAACAUGGAACUGUACAAGUUGAGCGGUAAUAAAAGUGGUGGCGUUUGCAUUAAUUGUCGCCACAAUACGGCCGGUCGCAACUGUCAUUAUUGUAAGCCGGGAUUCUAUCGAGAUCACUCGAAACCAAUCACACAUCGAAAAGCAUGUAAAUGUAAGUUAGUUGAUUGCUGUUGCCAUCGUUGUUAUUUAUUUAUUCGUCGAUUCAUUUCGUCGUUAAUUAUUGUUUGA